AUGAGCAAAAAAACUAAAAAUAAAAGUGUUAAUGUUAACAAUUUAGAUAAAAAUGAAAAAUCUAAAACAACUAAAGAUUCUUCGAAAUUCAAGAUCGUAUUCGGGGUAUUUUCAAAAAUAAUCUCUUAUUUAUUUGUGGUUAAAGCAUUAUUUACGAUUUACGGUAUUUAUUUGGUGUACGUGUCGCUGACGAACGUUCCUGAUCUGCCCAAAGUCGACGUCAAUGUACGAUGGGGCGUCGAUAAUAACACGCACGACACCAGAAUAAGGCCCUACAGGGUGAUAUUUAGUGACGCGAUGGAAUCUGAAAUCAGGGCGCUUUUUGAAGACUACCGUCUCAUGGAGAGGAAGAUAAAGAGCUUCAAAAACACGGCUUGGACAUACGGCGUUCAUUCAGAUGCGUUCGCACAGUUUUUCUCACAUUGGAUAUUCAAAUACAAGUUCAGGGAACGUGUGAAGUUUUUAAAUAAAUACGAUCAUUUCUUGACUAAUAUUCAGGGUUUGGAUAUACAUUUUGUUCAUGUUAAGCCGAAAGCUGAUAAAGAUGUGAAGGUGGUACCCCUUUUACUUCUGCACGGCUGGCCGGGUUCUGUUAGAGAGUUUUACGAAGCAAUUCCACUUCUAACUACUCCGAGACCAGAUUACGAUUUUGUUUUCGAAGUAAUAGCUCCAAGCUUACCGGGCUUCGUGUUUUCUGAGGCGCCAACACGACCCGGAUUAGACACGUACGAAAUGGCCAUAAUAAUGCGAAACUUGAUGCGUAGACUCGGCUACACCCAAUACUACAUUCAAGGCGGCGAUUUCGGGCACAUGAUCGGAUCCCAUAUCGCCACGAUCUUCCCCUCAGAAGUACUUGGCUUCCACACGAAUUUCCCAGCUAACACAUCCAAAUUGUCUUUAUUGACUUGGCUCCUGGGCGGAUUGUUGUGGCCUUCGUAUUUCGGUAACGGCAUUGAGGACAGAAUGUAUCCUCUGAAAGACAAAUUGGAGUUUUAUUUGGAGGAGACCGGGUAUUCGCAUCUGCAAUCAACGAAACCAGAUACAAUUGGUAUUGUCCUAACUGAUUCACCGGUAGCCUUAGGAUCAUAUAUCUUGGAUAGGUUCAUGAUCUUCACGAACCAUACCAAUAAGUUUGAAGAUGAAGGCGGCAUUGACAAGUAUUACGAUUUUGACAAGUUACUGGACAACAUAAUGUUAUAUUGGGUCUCCGGGAGUAUAACCACGUCACUGAGGAUUUACAAGGAGACCUUCGCAGGUUCGAGGUUGAAUAAUCUGGCUCAAGUUCCAACUUCAGUUCCAACAUGGGCGCUUCGUUUGAAAUACGAGCUUUUCCAACACCCAGACUAUAUGCUUCGUUGGAAGUACACUAACCUCUUGGGCUCUACCAACUUGGACUACGGAGGUCACUUUGCCGCUUUCGAACGACCGAAGGACUUCAGCGAUGACGUGUUUAAAGCUGUAAAAGCUUUUAGAAAUUUUAAGUGA
Messenger RNA from Bombyx mandarina (wild silkworm), 1485 nucleotides. It is a transcript of the gene Jheh-lp4, whose product is annotated as juvenile hormone epoxide hydrolase-like protein 4. The record is from RefSeq and is a predicted model, not a curated record. Lineage: Eukaryota; Metazoa; Arthropoda; Insecta; Lepidoptera; Bombycidae. Gene Ontology annotation, biological process: epoxide metabolic process. Gene Ontology annotation, molecular function: epoxide hydrolase activity.